Messenger RNA from Chrysemys picta bellii (western painted turtle), 1323 nucleotides. Lineage: Eukaryota; Metazoa; Chordata; Testudines; Emydidae. The record is from RefSeq and is a predicted model, not a curated record.
GGGCGGUGCAAGGGGGCUGGUGCAGCGCGGUGCUCGGCUGUCCCCUUUAGCCGCGGGGUGUCGGGCACCUGGCAGCUCUGCACCCCGCUGUAGCGCCCCUGGCUAAGCUCCCGUGCCGUGCGGGGCCUAGCGUGGUGCAGAGCAGCGAGCCCGCUGUGACAUAGUUCCGGCUCCACUGCGGAAUCUGCCGGGACCUAGAUCCCGCUAGUGGCCCCGCUCCCCUGGGCAGCUCGCUGUGCCCUGCAGCGGCCCGUUCCUCUCAGCUAUUUCCCCUGCCAGGCCGGCAGCCUGCAGUGCCACUGAUGUCUGUUCUUGCACACCAGGCUUUGGGAAUAUGUGAGGAGACCUUAACGGAGUCCUUGUCAGUGAAGAUUUUGGCAUUGUCAGAAGCUGAAUGUGAUGUUUGUUGGAGGACCAAACCAAAGGAAGGAUUAUCAUAUUGAAGAAGGAGAAGAGUUAUUUUACCAAGUGGAAGGAGACAUGUGCUUGAAGAUAAUUGAAAAUGGAAACCACAGAGAUAUCCACAUCAGAGAAGGGGAGAUGUUUCUCCUACCUGCCAGGAUACCACAUUCUCCUCAGAGAUAUGCAAAUACUGUGGGACUCGUGAUUGAAAGAAAAAGGCUAAACACAGAAACAGAUGGACUUAGAUAUUAUGUUGGAGAAUCAACCAACGUCCUGUUUGAAAGAUGGUUUCAUUGUGAGGAUCUUGGCACACAACUUAUACCGAUAAUCCAAGAGUUUUUCAGCUCAACACAAUAUCACACUGGAAAACCAAAUCCAGCUAUAGGGGGAACUUUAACCAGGUGUCUCCAUAUCCCAGAUGAUCUUCUGAAAGACACCCCUUUCCCACUAAAUGCCACUGGAGUCAUGGAUCCAUUUUCCUUCCAAAUCUGGCUAAAUGAUCAUCGUGGAGAAAUAAAUCAGAAGAAAUCCUUGACCAUGUUUGGAGACAAUUUUGAGACAGAGGCUGUAGUUUAUGGACAAGGAGUAAGUGAAGGAAGCAAAAAGAAUACCGAUAUCUGGAUAUGGCAGCUGGAAGGCACAUCUGUUGUUAUUAUGGAUGGUAAAAUACUGAGUCUAGCUGCUGAUGACAGCCUGCUCAUCCCUGCCCUGUCUAGGUACCACUGGAAGAGAGCGGAAGGAUGCAUUGCUCUUUACGUUACUCAAGACCCAAUACGCAAAAGACCCUAUGCCUAAUUUCUGGGAACGUAAACUAAACAUGGAUGAUCUUUAAAAUUAUCUAUGUGGGAUAAAGUUUUUGAUGUUGCUGACAGGGCUGCUCAGAAAAUGAAUUACUUGUCUAAUAAAAAGGUUACAAUGAAA